AUGGUAUCGUCGCGUAUUGAUAGAAUAGAACAAAAUAAAGUUUAUGUCCAUUUUAUUGAUUCUGGUAAUUGUGAAAUAAUUACUGAUUCAUCAUGUUUAACAAAAUCACCGUCGAAUUUCAUACAGUUAGCAACACAAGUACGUGAAUUCGAAUUAGUCUAUAUAAAACCGUCAAUCAAUGAGGAUGAUCGACAAAAAGUAAAACGUGUUUUGAACGAUAAAAUUAAUAAUGAAGAAUAUUUAUUGAACAUUGAAUAUCGUUAUCAAGAUGUUAAGUAUAUCUCAUUGUAUAACGAAGGCACAAAAGAUAAUUUAGCUAAAUUGGUAAUUAAAUAUGGUCUCAUUAUGGUCAAUCAAGUAAAACGGCAACAAAAACAGUAA
Molecule: messenger RNA, 381 nt
Organism: Didymodactylos carnosus
Lineage: Eukaryota; Metazoa; Rotifera; Eurotatoria; Philodinida; Philodinidae
Source: the annotation of a GenBank genome assembly